Molecule: messenger RNA, 6017 nt
Organism: Amoebophrya sp. A120
Lineage: Eukaryota; Dinophyceae; Syndiniales; Amoebophryaceae
Source: the annotation of a GenBank genome assembly
GUGCAAUGGACUGUAAGUGCAGUUCUUAGGGCUGCAGGAAGCAUGCCCGCCGAGGGGGUGUGAUAUUUUUUUUGACGGAGCACCACCACACACGACUGUAUCUGUAGGUAAGAUCUCGAUUGAUCGAUCAUGACGGGCGGCCGGGUGAAGGUAAUCGUGCGGGUGCGGCCGACGUCAAACUUUGCCACCAACGUGUACAAAUUCCACGAGGACACAGACAGCGUGGACAUCAUUCACGCCGCAGACCCAAGCCAGGGAGCGGUCAACAACGGGCCGGAAAAUUAUCACUUCAAAGUAGGUCACUGAUUGCUCGAUGGACCACAUAGAUCCAUUUUUGUUUGCAUUCUCCGUCCCCGUCGUCGUUCUGCUUCUGCACUUACCUAUCACAAAGCCAACGGCAACGGUUUUCCCUUUCAUCGUCGUGGAGAACAAAGUGAUAGAGCCUACCACGAUAACAUACACUCCAUUUUUGAUACCGACACGCUUUUAUUUGCUCUCAGGUCGACAAACUGAUCGUGAAUGCGACCCAAGAGACCGUUUUCGGUGCGGCGUGCGAUGAGAUCGUGCGGGGGGUCAUGGAGGGCUACAACGGUACCGUGCUGGCCUACGGGCAAACCGGGGCCGGGAAGACGUUCACCAUCUCCGGAGGGCAGGGCUUCGCACAGCGCGGCGUGGUGCCAAGAGCGAUCAGUAGGACGUUCGCGGAGAUCCAGGCCAGACCAGAGAACAUCAUCUCCGUGCGACUCUCGUACUUACGAUGAAAAUACAACUGUUGCUUAGUGCAAGUAGUGGCAUCCUUUCUGUGAGGUGGUUUUCAGAAAUUGAAGGGUAAGCAUGCGAAACAAAGCGUCCGUGUUGCCGUACUUGCAGUUGCUAUUGCGCUGUCAAUGUUCUCCGGGUGAGACAACAGCAGGCUGUAUUCGUAUUCUUCUAUAUAAUAUCACAUUUUUUUACAACAACUUACCAGGUACAUCGAAAUCUACAAUGAGUUGAUGUUCGAUUUGCUUUCAAGAACGCCUGUGAAGGACCAAAAGGGCGAUAUGAUCGUGCAGGAAGACACAAAGGGGGCAAUAGUACUUUUUACUUACGUCGUGAUUUGAUUCGGCGGAUUAGAUGCCGUGCAAUGAAUUCAUCUCGACAUCGUGUCUGAUGCUUUUCCUAUCCGUGGCAUUGCAGAUUUUCGGGGACAACAUCCAAGAAGAGCCACGAGCACGACUAGUCGUAUCACUGUCAUGGAUGAAUAAACAUUGCAUUCUUCAAGGUGGAUUUUCCGUUCUCUCUACUGAAUCCAAAUCAGGUUUGCCGACAGUUGAUGGUGAAGUCCGCCCCUAGUGAGGAGGCGGCGCUAAACAUCUUUUUCGAAGGGGACGCGCAGAAAGCGUUGGCAGAACACGCCCUCAACGAAGCCUCAUCACGGUCGCACACCAUUUUGACCAUAUACGUCGACAGCAGGAGCCGAGUGGAGUAUAAUUCCUUCACUAGUGAAGAUGCUGCCCAUGCUGCUCUGAUGCGGUGUGUAUUCUAUCGUGAUAUCAGCCCUUGCAUCCAUUCAAAAUGAAGAUGAAAGAGAAUCAUGAGGUUUUGAAUAUAAAAAUAAUCAGGUCGUCGGAGAAGAUUACCAGCUCGAAAUUUCACUUAGUCGAUUUGGCGGGUAGUGAACGCCUGAAAAAGACAAAUAGUGAAGGCGGCACCCUGCGGGAGGCCGGAUUUAUCAACAAAAGUUUAACGUUCCUCGAGCAGGUAUCUAUUGAAUUGAAUGCAUGCCGUUCUUACUUCGAUCUUCACGUUGAUCAACAUCAAGUAGUGACCUGCAGCUCUAAACGAAGUCAAAGAGCAACAGCCUCAGGCCGGGCCCUGGUGUGCGCGAGGGUCCACUUCUGCGAAAUAUCUUCCACGUUGUACUUUUGGAAACAACUGAACGCGAACGCCCAUCUUUAGGUUGUCCGCGCCUUGGCAGACAAGGCCCGCGACCACGUGCCGUACCGACAGUCGAAGCUGACACACUUUUUGAAGGACAUAUCAAAUGCAAAAAUGUCUGGGUCUGGAAGAUUCUGAGACUUGUCAUGCUAUUCUGGCAUGACUCUAAACUCUGUAUUGCGUGCCCGCGAAGAGGUCCUCUUCUCUGUCAUGCAAAAACGCGGCUUCUCAUGCGGAGUACGCAACGGAGAAGCACCGAAAAACUUGUCAUGCUGGGGAGCGCAUCAUAGUGUGCUCGCUAUUCCCUUCUUGCAUCACAGGUUUCCAGACGCAGACAUUUUUGCAAUCCAUAGGACAGUCUCGGUGGCAACUGCAAGACUACCAUGAUUGCCAACAUCUACCCCGAAGCGAGAUUUAUGGAGGAGUCCGGGUCCACAUAUCAAAAAGAAAAAUCCCCCCUCCCCAUGUCAAAACGACGCUUGUGAUGCUGGAUUUGCGUACACAAAUCAGAUUUGUCUUGCUGGACAGGACUGCAGGGCCAUGUCAAGCCUGAGUAGAGAGGUUUCGGCCUGGGCGCUUAGCAUGCGAAACGUCUGCGCUGUAGGCCCAGCAGCAUCACAAACCGCCUGCAGGAUGUGGCGGAGCCUGUGGAGUUGCCUUCUUGCAAGACAGAGAUGAUUUGCGGUCGCAAAUCAGCAUUGCAAAUUUUCUGCGGCGUACCUUUUCGAUAUGGGGAGGGGGCUUUUUUCACUUUGAUACCACACUGAGAUUCGCCACCAGCAUGAUGAAGGUGGUGAACAAGCCCAACGUGAACGUGCACAUGGACCAGGGGCUGCUACUGAAAAAGUACGUACUUUCGUGCGUUUAUAUUUCUAAAUUGAUGAUGAAAAUAAAGACGAAGUAGAGGAAGAUCAUGCUAAAGCAGUAGCAGCAGCAGCAGUAGCAGUACCUACAUGAAAGCACCACACUGUCGACUGUAAGGUAUGAGCGCGACAUCAAGGAUUUGAAGCAGGAACUGGCGAUGCACGACACUUUGGCUGGUAGAGGGAGGGUACAGUACGCCGAUUAUUCUCCGGACGAGAUCCGGGCGCUUGAGGCGAAGAUAAAACAGUACACGGAGGGCGACGUGGAGCAGCUGGAGAUAGUGUCGAUCAAAAGCGUGCACGAGUCCUUCGCGAUCUUCCGGAAAAUGAUCCAAAGUACCUACUCUCGUAGUACUGACGUUGUUGUGAUCUUCUGCAUGAUCCCCUUCAGUCCGUCGUGGGGCGUUUGGAUUUGGAAGCGGGCGAUUGUGAAUUAGUCUUGGGCUGUACAUGGUGCGCUGCUGGCUGCAAUUUACACAUGCAAGUUUGUCGACAAUUUUUCCACAAAAUUAAUCAGAUCUGCAGAAGGAGCUCCGCGAGCGACCAACGCUGCAACCGCAGGCGGCGUCAGAGCGCAUAUGAGAGCGCACGAUUGUAGUUUCCUCUCGUGCAAGGGCAUGAGCAGCAACGCAAGUAGCAACGGCAGAAAUGUAGUUACGGCCGCACGACAAAUCUGCAUACGGACUGUAGUACUGAUUGAGUUUGCAUCUAAAUUUGUCGCGCCGCAGACAGUUGUUCGUAAAGGCAAGACGUGGAUGAUAAGUUGGGUACUAUUUUGCAUGACAACAAACGAGAGGGGGGCGGGGGAGUUCUUGUGCACUCUCAUAUUUCACGGCGACGAUCGACGAUGGGGGCGAGCCGCAGGGCUUGGCGCCACCGGAGGACCAGGUCGGUAUCGAUGAUGACCAGCAGCAGGGCUUUGGCAUCGGCGUAGCCACAUCAAGACCCAUGGAGGAGCCCACCGAUGCGGCGGGGGACGGUAUAGUUGCUUCGGGAUGAUAUUAUCGCGUUCUAUUAUUUCAGUGUGCAGCGUGGAGGUCAUGUCUGCAGCGUAGUGUCUAUCGAGUGUUUCAUCUACUAGACCGGAUAAAUAUCAAUCUGUUGAGGCAGGAAACGUAAAGUAUCGUAUUCGGCAGCUGGUGCAGUGCCAGUGGAAAUUGUCACUGAGCUUGGACAUGUCGAAAUGAGCGAGUAGUUGCGCCAUGUAAUUAACUGAGUGACUAAGUGAGCAUGAUCCAUGAUCCCACUAAAAACACUUUUAUUUUGCAGGCGAGGAAGGCGAGGUGCUGACGCCGCGGAGGCCACAGCGUCCCGGAUCUGCGAAGGCCUCCCGUGCACCCGAGGACAAGGCAGCAGUUUUCUUGUCUUGGAAGAGGAAAGAGGGCGGCGCUUUCGAGAGGCAGUUCCAGAAUUUGAAAUCGAGUGUGAUGCAGCGCAAACAGGAGUGCAAGCUGCUGAUCCAGAAACUGAACCAGAAAAAGCAAACCGUGGAAGCGCUGGACCAGAGAAUAACGCAAAGUACUGUGAGAUUUGUAAAUGAUAAUGAACUACUGCUUAUUUUCUUGUUGCGGGAGCUGGAGAUGUUGUCAUGUCGCUCAAGACAGAUUUCCGAUUCCAUGAGAAGAGCUGCACACUAGUGCGGUCAACAUGAUGACAGGAAAUUUUAGAACUGGCGCCAGCCAGUGACAACUUCUGAGAAAAUUAUAUUAACCGACAGCCAGUUAAAAAGAGUUUACUAGCAUUGAUCAUCUCCACGACGACAGGGGCGUCUGCCAGCGGCGCCGGCGGCGCGCAGUCCGAUCUGAUUGACGAGGAGGAAUUUGCACUCCUGUCGACGAAGCAGAAGGAGCGCACCGAGCACCGAAAAAUGCUCGAGGAGAAGCGACAACUGGACCAGGCCAUCGUCGUCGGGGAGCAGGAGAUGCAGGUGUGCAAGCGGGAGUUGGUGCAGGCCUUCGAGCAGUGGUAUGCUGCGAAGUACGAGAAGUUUUCGAACACGAACGUGACCUCGCGCUCGCCGCUGGCCGCCUCCAUGCAGAUGGCGCAAACGCGGGACUCCAAAGAGCAGUACGACAUGCUGGAAGCGCAGCGGUUUCAGGGCGACGACGAGGCCUACACAUUCUACCAAGCAAGGAAAAACGCGAAACUUCGGACGUAUGGCCUGCUCAGCUGCGAGGACAAUCUCAACUGUAAUGACAACGUAGUAGAGUCAGUCGCAAGAAUCUAUCUUGCAUCUUCUGCGGCAAUAUUGUUGAGGCGAAACUAACCUGCAGCUUGCAGUUCGUGAUUGUGCAUGACCGGUUUUGCAUCGACGUUGGUUAGCAGCAUGGUUUGAGACAUAAGUACACGACCACAAUGAUGAGGUGCCUGACCUACGUCAUAAAAGGUCGUCAUUGUAGUAGUUGAGAUUGUCUCAGCUGACUCCUCCAUAGGCGGAAAAGGUAAGAAUGGAAGGAACUGCUCACGCUCACGGAAGGUUCUUACUUUAUGAGUUCACAGUUAUAGUGCUCGCGAUCCUGCUUGCACACUUUUUGUAAAUCUGAAACUUUUAUCGAAUCAGACUCAGAAAAAUAUAGCAAUAGCACAGUGCUGGCCAUUGAUAUAGGCACAGCAGCGCUGGUAGCUUGUACACAGAGCGGUUCCAUUGUCUGGACUGCAGUAGUAUCUUGCCUUGUCAAGGACCGCUCGUUUUCCUGGAGUCGCCAACUCCGGUUGAACGUUAACGGUGUGCUUGUAUGGGCCAGGAGCAUCUUCACACAAGUAGAACAAGCUUCCUGGAAGUUGCUCCAAAGUAAUCGAGGAAAGAUCAUGAUCUUCAUCAGACACAGGUUGAUAUACAGACAAAAGGUUUAAGGUUGUGACAUCAGGUAGUGAAAUCGUUGUUGAAUCAAUCGUCAGACAGAGUAUCCGAGAAUUGAGACGAGAGUUGUGACAAAAACUCUCCGGUCGGGAUACAGGUUUUAGGUUAUUAUUUCGCUUACAGAAACAAAAUGUCUUGUACCAUAUGCAAUUGUUUUGACUUUGAACUGAAAAUGCCUUGCACAUACUAGAAAGCUAGCACAGCUAGUGUUGAGGUCCCGCGAAUGAACUUGUACUUGUACAGUGCAGCAUAUCCAGCUGCUCAACAAGAUGACCUAUUGAUUACAGCACACUGAAACUACGAAUAAUCAGAUUUUUUGUUGUGUACGCAGGUGCAAUGAGUAAAGAAAAAUACUGUGGAUCGUAGGAACUACACCC